Arachis ipaensis is the source of this 1607-nucleotide messenger RNA. RefSeq names its product 5'-3' exonuclease family protein. Gene Ontology annotation, molecular function: 5'-3' exonuclease activity; DNA binding; 5'-flap endonuclease activity. Lineage: Eukaryota; Viridiplantae; Streptophyta; Magnoliopsida; Fabales; Fabaceae. Gene Ontology annotation, biological process: DNA replication, Okazaki fragment processing. The record is from RefSeq and is a predicted model, not a curated record.
UUACUGCUCCUUCUUUCUCUUGCUCGUCUCAGACAGAGACACACUUGCAAACUUCUUUGCUCCAUUUCGAACACUCUUUAUCAAUGCUGCUACCAGCUUCAGCUUCAAUGCUACUUCCAUUUCAGCUUCAACGGUAACUAUUCCAAGAUACAAAUGGCUUGCUGCUAUAGGUAUCACUGUUUUCUUCUGCACCUUCAUUCCCAUUGCAGAACCAUUCCGCUCCCACCCCGGGCUAAUUUCUCAACCGUCGCAACUUCCCUUCGCAAUCUUCAACCGCCAAGACCGCUUCGACAACCACGCGCCCUCGUCUACAAGGGUUAUUGUAGUGCGUCCAGCAACGCGAGUUUGAUUCCAGAAUCUUUGCAGCUCAGCAAUGCGGAUAUUGCAGUGAACUCUGCCGCUUCCAAUGGCAGAGUCAUGCUCAUUGAUGGCACCUCAAUAAUUCAUAGGGCCUAUUACAAGCUUUUAGCGAAAUUGCACCAUGGUCAUCUAACACAUGCCGAUGGAAAUGGAGAUUGGGUUUUAACGAUAUUUACGGCUCUCUCACUUAUUAUUGAUGUUCUGGAGUUUAUCCCUUCCCAUGUUGUGGUGGUGUUUGACCAUGAUGGAAUUCCUUUUGGUCAUUCUACUAAUUCAUCAAAACACUGUUUUAACGCAAAAGGUCAGAAUUUCCGACACAAUCUAUACCCUUCCUACAAGAGCAAUCGCCCUCCAACUCCUGAUACCAUUGUUCAGGGACUUCAGUACCUAAAAGCCUCCAUCAAGGCAAUGUCCAUCAAAGUCAUUGAGGUUCCAGGUGUUGAGGCAGAUGAUGUGAUUGGAACAUUGGCCUUAAGGAAUGUUAAUGCUGGGUAUAAGGUACGAGUUGUCUCCCCAGACAAAGACUUUUUUCAGAUUCUGUCUCCUUCAUUACGCCUCCUUAGAAUUGCUCCACGAGGAGAUCAGAUGGUUUCAUUUGGAGUUGAGGACUUUGAAAAACGAUAUGGAGGUCUUAAACCAUCACAGUUUGCAGAUAUGGUUGCACUUUCCGGUGACAGAUCUGAUAACAUUCCAGGAGUCAGCGGGAUUGGAGAUGUUUAUGCUGUGCAAUUGAUCAGUAAAUUUGGCACAUUGGAGAGGUUAUUGGAAUGUGUUGAUCAAAUAGAAGAGGAUCGCAUUAGAAAGACGUUGAUUGAAAAUGCUGAGCAGGCACGCUUAAGCAAGGAACUGGCAUUGUUGCGUUCUGAUCUUCCAUUCUACAUGGUGCCAUUUGCUACAAAAGAUAUCUUAUUCAAGAAACCAGAGGACAAUGGUAGUAAAUUCAACAGCCUUUUAACUGCUAUCAGUGCAUAUGCUGAAGGGUUUUCAGCUGAUCCUAUUAUCAGGAGAGCAUUUCAUCUGUGGAGAAAGUUGGAAUCAAGAUAAAUUUACCAAGUCAUCAGGUUCUUUUUUAUUUGUACCUAUUUUUGUAUAGAGCGCAUUUGUUGAUUACAACAUGCCAAUCCUGGAACACCAUUAGUAUUCUCGAGUGUAUAGUAACUAGUAAGCGCACUCCAGUGAUUGUUCUGCAACAUAUUCAACAUUAGGUUUAUCUAAAAAAUUUAAUUCAUUCUUCGUAAUUCAUCUCA